GAAGAAAUGGAGGGCAGGGAGGGUGGUGGGCCAUAGCUUGUGUGCAUGGAGUUCUGUGGAAUGAAAAAUCUGAGUUCUAUUCCAACUGCCUCCCUCUUACCGUCUCCUUGGUUUAAUUCUUUAAAGUAAUUAUAUGAGCCAUAAUGUUUAGGAUUAAAUUGGCAAAGUAAUUGGGAGCAAGUGGUAAGAGAUGAGAAGAUGAAGUGGUAUCUUCCAACAAGAUUGGAUCAUACUGUAUUUGUAUCAUAGUACUAUAGGCCGCUGAUUUGCAGCAUUGGACAAAAUUGCUGAGAGUUCCUUCAGCUCUGCAUCCCUUCAAGCCUCGCUGCCCUGAUCUGCAAGGAUGGGGAAAUGGGUUAAGUGUUGACAGAAAGGGCAAGAGUGACAAUAUACUGGAUGGAAAUUAUUGCUCCCACAGUGCAGUUAAUACAGUAUAGCUUUGCUGUGGUGAAAAAGCAAGCUCUGUAAAGUUACUUCCUGCAUUUUCAAGUUCUUCCUAUGGUUUGUGUCACCGUUGGCUAUAUAUAAUAUGUUCUCCAGUGGGAGCAGAGGUACAGUGAAACAUUUUAGCUGAAUAAUAUGGCUAAGUCCGCUGUAGAGUAUGUAGCCAGCUCAUUUUUGCUGUUGCCUUCGGGAUGAAAGUCAGCAAGUGAGAAUAAGGCAACAAAUGCAUGGUCAUCAUUCAAGACUUUCUGGUGGCUGAAAUGUUGAUCUUCCUCCUUAUAGCACUCAUGUUCAGCCUCUUGCACAUUCUAAUGCAGGGGUCAGCAAACUUUUUCAGCAGGGGUACGGUCCACUGUCCCUCAGACCUUGUGGGGGGUCGGACUAUAUUUUGAAAAAGAAAUAUUAACGAAUUCCUAUGCCCCACAAAUUACCCAGAGAUGCAUUUUAAAUGAAAGGACACAUUCUACUCAUGUAAAAACAUGCUGAUUCCUGGACCGUCUGUGGGCCGGAUUUAGAAGGUGAUUGAGCUGCAUCCGGCCCCCGGGCGUUAGUUUGGGGACCCCUGUUCUAAUGUAUAGAUUUUGUUUUGUCAUGUUAACUUUAUGUUUGGCAAAAAUCAAUCUCUUUUGGACAAUGUGGAACUGUGAAAAUGUUAAGGUGUUAUGUGAGCAGACUUGAGAAAAGUCUCAAAUUUUUCUUUCUUCCUUAGAUUUCUUAGAUACGAGCGUCAAAUGUCUGUCCUGCACGGAGCAGACAAAUAUGGCAUGUACAUAAACAGCUGAACCACCUGUUUCAGAUAUGUAAACAACAGCAUAAAAAACUUUAGCAUUCAGGCAAUCCAGCACUUGGAUUCUUUCGUGCAGCUACAAUUCACUGUGAAUAUCCUAAAUAGGGCUUUGUACAGCAGUGUCAGCUAGGAAAAGAAAAGCAUAUUCUUCUUACACAGGAAAACUAUUGCAUAGGUUUAUUCAUGUGGAUGCUGUAUUUGACAAAAUGUAAUUUUUUAGCAUUAACUUGGUAAGGAUUUUGGUAUGGGAAUUAUAUUACUUAAGCAUGAAAUGUGAGUUAUAAAACUAAGAUUUUAUGGCUUUCCUUAGGUAUAAUGUACUCUGUGCGUAUUUUCAACACUAAAGUAACACCAUUAUCAGGCUAUGUUAUUUUAAGGCAAUGGCAUCUAAUUUAACGAACUCAGUUUGAAAAUGCGGAACUUCACAUUUUGAUUUCCCUUGAGAUUGCUUUAAAAACAAUAUUGAGUAUGCAAAAUUAUGUCUUUUUUUAUUCUGCAGUGUUCAACUAAAGGAACCCAAGUUAACUUAAAUCUAUAUGAAGCUGAUGACUACAGAAAGAAGGUAGGCAAAACGAUUGUAUAAAGGAGAAUUUGAAGCAACUGUCACUGAGAAUGACACUAGAUCUUGCUCAGCACCAACCUAGUGAUACUUUUAUUGCUUUAUUUUUUUUGUAAACAGCUUUGAUGGUUUUUCAACCGAUAAAGUAGUGAAUAAGUUUUAUGGGAUAAAUAAUAAAUAACCCAAGAACAGCACUGCUGGAUCAGACUGAAGGCCUAUCUAGUCUAGCAUCCUGUUCUCACAACAGAUGUCUAUGUGAAGACUACAAGCAAUCAUGAGCACAACAUCAGUCUGUCCUCGAAAGAUAUGGCUGCAUAAUGCCUAUUAAGAUUAUUGUCUUGGUCAUAUGCUAACCAUAUUGUUCCCCACUUAAAAAAUAGCAAAGAAAGGCCAUGGCAGCGCUACACAACUUGUGACCCAUGAAAAUGAUCACAUCUCUACUAGGAUCUCUGCUCCUAGUAGCCUUUGGAGAGGGAUGUUUCUGGGAAGGGUGUGUUCUCUGCUCUGCUGCCGCCCCUGAGGCUUUGAGGCAGACAUUGUCAAUGCCUUCUGGCUCCCUGUUGUGGGCGUUGGGCAUUGGGUGAGCUAGACUAGAACAGGGUUUCCCAAACUUGGGUCUCCAGCUGUUUUUGGACAAUUCCCAUCAUCCCUAACCACUGGUCCUGCUAGCUAGGGAUGAUGGUAGUCUAAGAACAUCUGGAGACCCAAGUUUUGGAAACCCUGGAAUAGAAGAUGGACAAGCCCUCUCACCUCAGAGACUGGCAACAGAAAUGUUUGUAAGCAGCCUUGAAGACUUAACUGGUGGAAAUGCUUUUUAAAACCAGUGUGCCCUAAUCUCAUUUCCUUGUAGACUAGAAAGGCAUUAAUCAGAGAAGUGUGUUUAAUAUAUGAUGGAACAUACAUUUCAAGAGUGGAUUUUUGAUGUCUGUUUCACUGAUUUGAAGUUGAUUUGGAUGAUUAAGGGAAAGUGGGACAUGUGUGCUUUAUUACUUAUCUAAUAUCCUGAAGAAGAGUUCAAAAUGUUUUCUACAUAAAAGGAAAAAAUUCAGGCCCACAGAAUUGUGAAGUUGUAGUGUGAAUAUGGGUGAAAAGAAACCAGAACCUUUGGAUUUUGUAAAAGAUUUUCAGGAAUAUCUGACUCAGCAGACUCACCAUGUGAACAUGAUUUCAGGCUCUGUUGGUGGGGACAAAGAAGCAGAGACUCUUCAAGGAGCAGGGACAGAAGGUGAUCAAAAUGGACUAGAUCAUCCUUCGGUCGAAGUCUCACUGGAUGAAAACUCUGGAGUGUUAGUAGAUGGGUUUGAAAGAACUUUUGAUGGAAAAUUGAAAUGUCGGUAUUGUAACUAUGCCAGCAAAGGAACAGCACGUCUCAUAGAACAUAUCAGAAUUCAUACAGGUGAGAAACCACACAGAUGCCACUUAUGCCCCUUUGCAUCAGCAUACGAACGUCACUUGGAAGCUCAUAUGCGAUCGCAUACAGGUGAAAAACCUUACAAAUGUGAAUUGUGUUCAUUCCGCUGUAGUGACAGAAGCAACCUGUCUCACCACCGCAGGCGCAAACAUAAAAUGGUGCCUAUAAAAGGUACAAGGCCUUCCCUUAGUAGCAAGAAGAUGUGGGGUGUCUUGCAGAAGAAGACCAGUAACUUGGGGUAUAGUCGAAGGGCGCUAAUAAACUUGAGUCCACCUUCCAUGGUGGUUCAGAAGCCGGACUACCUUAAUGACUUCACUCAUGAAAUCCCAAGCAUUCAGACUGAAGCAUAUGAAAGUAUGACAAAGCCAACAGAGACUGGUGGGUUACCAAGAGAUCCACAAGACCUUAUGGUAGAUAACCCUUUAAACCAGCUAUCUACUUUAGCAGGACAGUUGUCUAGCCUGCCCCCUGAAAACCAAAACCCACCCUCUCCUGAUGUUGUACCGUGUCAAGAUGAAAAGCCUUUUAUGAUGCAGCAGCCUGCUGUGCCAGCAGCCGUUCCAGCGAUGUCGACCAGUAUUCCUCAGAGUUCAUCCCCUACGAGUCCUGAUCCUCGCCCUGCACAUUCUCAAAGAAACUACAGUCCGGUUGCGGGUCCCAGCAGCGACCACAGUGCUCAUGCCAGCACCCCGAGCAUAAGUAAUAGCCAGCCAAGCACUCCAGCACCAACUCUUCCAGUUCAGGAUCCUCAGCUUCUGCAUCACUGCCAGCACUGUGAUAUGUAUUUUGCUGACAAUAUCCUUUAUACGAUCCACAUGGGAUGUCAUGGCUUUGAGAACCCUUUCCAGUGCAACAUAUGUGGUUGCAAAUGUAAAAACAAGUAUGACUUUGCUUGCCAUUUUGCCAGAGGCCAACAUAACCAGCAUUGAUUGAAUAUAAGUUAUACCAUGCAUUCAUUUAUCUGUGUUUGUUUAAACACAUUGCUGUCUUGUCUUUUCGCUGCUACUGGAGAGGUUGCGUGCCCUUUUGGAGGAAUCCAGUUAAGCAGAUUUAACAUCAAAGGCAAUUACCUUUACAUGCUUUCAUGAUUUGCUAGGGACGUGCUUGUUUACCAUGGUGGCAUUCUUCACAUGGUUCCUAAAAUAAGAAUGAGGUUUGUAGUGCAAUUAUUAUUAUUACUAUUAAUGGAUAAUCAGUGCAACACAAUAUAUACUGACCUAACAUAAUGUGGAUCUUGUCGAUCAACACUUGUGUCCAAGUACUUAACAAAUACUUAACAUUAAGCUGAGCUACUGGAGUAGCCUUUAAUUCCGUCAUACAUAAUGCACUCGGAUAUUUUCAGUGUAGAAGCUAUAUGCAACUGUGUAUAAACUGACCAUCCCUAUAAAAUAUUGUGUAAAGAGUAAACAGAGAUAAAGUUGAUGUCUACAACAAAACUUAAAUCUAGGAAAAGUUUAAUUGCUGUGAGGCCUUUAAUAAAGCUCCUGUGGUAAUAGUGAGUCAUGAUGUGGAAAACUAGAACAGUAAAAAUGUGAAAUAGGGUACAAAGACAUCCACUUUCCAUUACUGCUGACCCCCUUCUAAAGGAAUACAAGGAAACAGUGCCUAGUAUUAAAUGUGUGUAAUUUUAAAAACUGUGUGCAGAAAGAAAACUGGAAGAAAAUGGGUAAUGUGUUAAAAUAUUGUACCAUAAUCUUCAUACCUAGCUUGCAUUGCAUUGCAUUGCAUAGAACUUCAUUACCAUUUAAAUGCUAAUGUGUAAGUUGUUUUGUCUUUGCCUUCUGGUAGUAACGUUUUUACCUUAAAAUGAAGUGGCAAGGAGGUUAUGAGAUUAUGAUAAUCCAUUAAGAUUUCACAUGGGUCAUUUUAUCUGUGAAUGAUGAGUGCACUUCUUGAAAAGAGCAUCCUUGUCCAGGUAAACAGCAGUCAAAAGAGAACAUUCCAUAUUGGGUUUUUUGUUAUAGUUCUGGACUUGACAAAGCAAAAAGUUUAUAUGAGGAAUCACUGACUAAUUACAGUGGAUAAAUACCAUAAGACAUAGCAGUCAGCUGUUUCUGCCUUGAUCUAGAUAAGUGAAUAGGCACUUUAAACAAACUAUGCUAGCAAAAACUGUGGUGCUAGCUUUUAGCACAUGAAUCCUUAAUAUACAGGGGAAAACACUUACUUUGACAUGCACUUUUAUUGUAUAUCUUCGUUGUUUUAUUUUAAGGGAAAGAGAGGUCUUUAUACUGCUGUCACUUGCAUAACAAGUAAAUAUGCACAUGCACAUACAAACCUAGGACAGUGUGCUUUUAUUGAAUGGUUUCGCAUCCCAAAGUACGUUCCUUUGUGUGAAUAAUUGUCUAGUAUACCCCUCUCCAUCUUCAGCGCUUUUGGUAGAGGAGCAUUCUUCUGAUAGCCAAAAUAGGAGCACAAAUUAGAAAAGUCCUCUUGAGUCAGUUAAGUCAUCACUGGUCAGUGCAAAACCUUAUCAGUAGAAUCCUAUCUAGUAAGGUGUAAGAAAUCUUAUGCCAAAGUCUACUUGAGCAAUUGGGUCCCCCCCCCCUCCUGUAGCCACAUGGCACCACAAAGGUCCUAAACUAUAAUAAGGUGGAGGAUGCACAGUAUUUACUGAGGUAAACAGCACAUAGUUUGAGCAGAUUAUGCUGCUGGCACUGUACUUAAAGCAGACUAAAAACAACCUUCCCGUGUUUUUGUCUCUUUAAGUUUAGAACCAUUUUUCAGAGGGAAAGCCCUCUCAAGCAGCUAUAUUUAAGACCUUAAUUUCAGUUCUUGACAUUCUCUUAUCUUUCUCAAAGUUAAUGUUCAGUGUCUUAAUACAUUUGUGUAACUGUACUCAAUGUUUGCAUUCCGACGUAUAGAAGUACUCCGCCAGAAUAUUCUUGGAAUUGCCUUCUGCCUCUCUAAAAUGGCAUAGCACCAAAUUAGUCUUGCAACUCUAGUGCCAUAUAUGUUGCACUCAGGAAGUCAGUGACAAACUUAUCAUUAGUCUUGUUUGAUUGGGAUUGCAUGCUAUGACAGCAGAGAACCUAAAAUAUACUAUGUAUGUUUUAAUUACAGUGCUGGAUAUGUUGAAUGGACUAACACAGCUAAAUAAAGGCUGCUUGUAAAAAU
Zootoca vivipara (common lizard) is the source of this 6315-nucleotide messenger RNA. Lineage: Eukaryota; Metazoa; Chordata; Lepidosauria; Squamata; Lacertidae. The record is from RefSeq and is a predicted model, not a curated record.